UCUAUAUGAGUUCUUCCGAAGGCACGCAUGAUUUGUUUAGUUUAACAAGCUACACUUGAAUGCUUUCAUUUUUGUGUUUGCAGAUGUUGAUUUUGGUUAUUCACAUAUUUUUCUUCUUUAAUUUGGAGCUUUUGUUUUUUUAAUUUGAGAAAUGAAAUAGGUUCCCUUUAAUUAGCAGUAUUUUCAGCUCUCAUGUAAGUCUUUUUUUUGGACUUCUCGUUCUGCUCUUAUUCUGCAUUUUUAAAAGAAAGCAUCACAUGCUGAAAAAUGUUUCUGUUUGAUAAGGUAAUUUUCUAUAUGUAUAUUAGUUUUACUCGAGAUUGUUCGAUGUGUGUGAGGUUGUAAAGGAUAAAGAAAAGGUGAGAAUGUGGGCUCUGAUUUAAUUGGGGCCUUAGGGUUAUCAUUUUAUCCCCUUCCUCUUUUUGUUUUUUCCCCUUUCCCCUUUUUCCUUUUGGAGUUUUUCCGUUACUCACAUCAUCAACAGAUGAAGAAAAACCACUUAAACCCAAACACACUCUUAAGUUGAAGCUUGUGAAGCUCUUUUGAUGUGACAAUAAAAGAGUCGGUAGAUAGACAGUAAAUGAGUUCACAAACACUUCAAUUUUAGAGGAUCCAGAUUAGCUUUUGCUCUCUGUUCUUCAGAUGUCUCUUUAGUGUCAUUGUACUACAUUUCAUUGUUGGUCAUUGCUUCUUUAGUUUACAAUGUGGGAGCCGUGGGGUUGGCAAAAGGAGGUCAAUUGUUUACAAAAGACAUCCACUUUUGACAUGUCUCAGGAGCUUUGGAAUGAAGUGCCUCAAAAUGAAGACGAGAGUUCCCACGUGUUUGAUGAUGAAACAACCCCAGUUAAGGCUUGUGGGGAUUUGGCUUACCGUGUUACUUACAGUGGUAAUAUAGUAAAGGAGCCAGAGGAAUGCAGGGAGACCUCUCUUCUCAAGAGACGUCGGAUGCUCCAGUUCCACUUGCACAGCAAUGACGUGCAUGUUUCUCUUUCCAAUGAAGAGAUGUCUUCAGCAUGCUUGAAAUUUAAUGAUGGGAAGGAGGACUUAAUCGAAGAUGCUUUCCCAGACAUCUCACAGUGGGUGCCUGGAACGUCAGGAAGUGCUUCUGCCUCCAGUUAUGAGGACCUUGAGCUGUCAGCUGAAGGAUGGCUUGCAGAAUGCUUUAAUGAUGCUGAAAUGGAAUUCAACACUGAUUAUAUGAAUGUUUCAGGGGCAGGUGAUGUUCAGAUUGAUGUUGCAGAGCUCUGCGACAUCCAACCGGCAAAUGAGCAAAAUGUGGUUAAGCAGCAUGCUACUCGACCACACAGAAAUGUUAUCUUCAAAGGAAGGAAAUCUAUGAUACAGAUGCCAACCAAGUUGGCAACUUCUGUGGCGUAUCCAUUUGCUUUCAUCAAACCUAGUGGUGCCCAAGGAGAUGUCACUCUGAAGGAAAUAAAUCAGCGGAUACAAACUCGGACAUAUUCGAAAUCCAAGCCAAAAGUUGAAGAUCCAUCUUCUUACCCUAAGUCAGCAUUUUCUGGGAAACCUGUUGUAGGCAAAACGAAAAUUCGUACAGAAGGAGGAAAAGGAACUUUUGGGCUAGAAGUAGGUAUUGGGCUAGGGAAAAUAGGCAUCCGCAGUUCAUUAGUUAGGCCCAGCGAAAUGAGCGGAGCAGUCAAGAUUAAUGAAAUGAUGCAUCGCUACCCAGAAGUGUAUUUCGACCACAAUCCCUUUUAUUUCAGAACAUUCUACGGCCACAGGAAGCAAUUCAUGACCCACUGAAGGAAGAGCAGUUGCCCUGGAGGAUUGGCGGGAAAGUUACAAGUUUGAAAGAGAGUUAACUGUUCUACCCCUAUUUAAGACAAAGGACGACACGAGAAUGAUAGCAGCACUCAGACCAAGCACUUUAGACAACUUGGGGUGCGGUUGGAAACUCCAUAUUUCACAUCCUAACAGUACUUUUUUACUUUGGGGAAGUGAAAUGUUGUUUGGGAUCAAUCAAAUCAAAAGGAUUUUUGGAAAAGACUUCUAGGAUGGGAUGAAAUGUGGAAUUUUUCAAAGCUCCAUUGAGUAGCUUUUCAUAUGUGAACGUGAUCAAAUUGGUACCUACUU
Messenger RNA from Prosopis cineraria, 2091 nucleotides. Its product is annotated as protein XRI1-like. Gene Ontology annotation, biological process: female meiotic nuclear division; male meiotic nuclear division. The record is from RefSeq and is a predicted model, not a curated record. The coding region runs from base 703 to 1761 and encodes 352 amino acids. NCBI's taxonomy places the organism in Eukaryota, Viridiplantae, Streptophyta, Magnoliopsida, Fabales, Fabaceae. The transcript has 10 exons.